Molecule: messenger RNA, 3394 nt
Organism: Daphnia pulicaria
Lineage: Eukaryota; Metazoa; Arthropoda; Branchiopoda; Diplostraca; Daphniidae
Product: DNA mismatch repair protein Msh3-like
Exons: 15
Coding region: 208-3249 (1013 amino acids)
Biological process (GO): mitotic recombination; mismatch repair
Cellular component (GO): nucleus
Molecular function (GO): ATP binding; mismatched DNA binding; ATP-dependent DNA damage sensor activity
Source: RefSeq, a predicted model, not a curated record
GGACAAGUUCGAAGUCCGGACAUAUUUGUUUUGAAAAGUGAUUCAAUUUGGAUCUCGUUUUCGCUUAGAUUCUUGCUUCCUCGUUAAAACGACGAUCACGUGUGACGUAAAAUUGUUUUCUCACCAUUUUCGUUAUUUCUAUUGCUCUGGUUAUCCUGUUUGCUAUUGUUUUAUUCAAUAGUGAAUUCAAAAUAAAUUAGACUGAAAAUGAAGAGACGACGGUCUGUGGAGCCAAAGAAAAGUACCAGCAAUAAUCAACUAAAGAUUUCGAAGUUUUUUCAUGCCAAUCCCAGCAUUCAAAAUGAUGCAAUCGUGGAAACUAGUACUAUUAAAUCCGUAAAAUCCUUUAAGGUUGGUAUUCCUUUUGGAAUUGAUGUUUUGCAGAAUGAAUCGCCUAUUGCUGAAAAAAACAAUGAAAGAGUACCAUCGAGUGGCAUAUUGAAGCUUACAAAAUUUGUUCAUUCUGAUGACAAUAAUUUGAAUGAAGAAACUCAAGAAAACAUGGACACAGCAGCAAUGUGUUCAUCAGAAGUUAAUUUUUCACCAUCCAAAGUCCAUGGAGACUUACCAAAAACCAUCAGUAGCAGCCUAUUAGAUCACAAAGAAUUAAAUUUGAAAUUGACCCCUCUGGAACAACAAAUAGUUGCACUGAAGGAGAAAUAUCCUGAACUUCUCCUUGUGGUUGAGUGUGGCUAUAAAUUCCAAAUAUUUGGAGAAGAUGCAGACAAAGCUGGAACUAUAUUGAACAUGGCUACUUACAAGAAAAACAAUUUUUUUAGCUGUAGUUUUCCUCUUCAUCGUUUGAUGGUUCACGUCAAGAAACUAGUUACACAUGGAUGCAAAGUUGGAAUCGUUCGCCAGAAAGAAACGACUGCUCUGAAAGCGGUAGGAGCCUCUAAGCAUGCCCCUUUCAAAAGGGAACUAGAGAUUGUUUACACUAAAGCAACGUUAAUUGUUGACGAUGAUUGCGACGGCGUCAUCGACGUCCAAUGUGUAGACAUUCCGCUGUGUAUCAUUUUCGUCGCAGAAGCCUACGCCAAGACCGAUGGGUCAACAGCCCAAAUUGGAAUUUUGGCAUUUUUCACUCAAGACGCAAAAUGUAUUUUUGACCAUUUUCAAGAUGAUUGCGCUCGAAGUCGCUUGGACAGUUUAUUGACACACCUGCAGCCGGCAGAGAUAGUAUUGCCCGAUCAAGGAAUCACUAAUCGAACACUUGAUCUUGUCAAGCAAUUUGCUCUGUAUAAACUGUCUAACGGAGAUUGCAUUCGAACGGAAUUUACCUCACAUUUCCAUUGGGCCAUUGCCUCGGAAAUGCUUUCGAAAGUUUAUGGUGAUGAUGCUGAUAUGAUGGACAAAUUGAAAGAUAUCCCACCCGUAAUUCACUGUUGUAUUGCUAUGGCUCACGAACACUUAAAACAAUUUAAAUUGGAGCAAAUGGUUAAAAUGAUUAACGAUGUGAAACCCUACGAAGCUUUCGAUGACAACGUUUUACAAAUGGAUGGAAACUGCGUGCGGAAUUUAAAUUUGGUACCCUUAACCAAUGAAACUGGUCCACAGCUUAUAGGUUCAGUUUAUCAUGUUCUCAAUCAAACGAGGACGAAACCUGGCGCUAGGCUUUUGCGUUCAUGGCUUUUACGUCCGUUGGCUUGCCGUGAUUUAAUCGAAUCAAGACUCGAAGCCGUAGGAUUUUUCGUUGACCACUUCGAAGAUCCUGAACUAGCACCAUUUAAAAAGUUUCUUAAAUCUCUUCCAGAUUUAGAAAAACAAUUAACUGCGGUUCUUCACUCCAGAUCAAGGCCAAAGGAGUUUCAUGGACUGUGCAAGUCUUGGGAACAACUCACAAUUUUAUGUGUUGAACUUCAAUCUCACUACAAAAAUGUCUUACCGUUAUCUGUUGCACUUUUGAUCAAUUCGGCUGUAGAUUCUUUGAAAAUGGCGCCUUUCUAUGCUGAACAAUUGAGUGACGUUGCUAUUUCCUCUGGUGAAAAAACGAAAUUAUUUAAUCGUCUCGAGGAUUAUCCAGAAAUGAAAAUGUUGUUUGAAAAGAUUCAGCAAACAGAAAGCAAAAUUCAAGCACUGAAACCCUCCAUUUGUAAAAGCAUUGGCUUGCUAGCAUUGAAUUACGUAACCGUAUCUGGCGACGAAUAUCUAAUUGAGGUUAAAAACGCUUUGAUUCGUGCGGUCCCCUCAUCGUGGAUCAAAAUUAGCGCGACGAAGCAAUGUUGUCGCUAUCGAAGCCCUGAAGUCCAGCAACUUUUCGGGGAAUUGUGUUGCCUGAGAGAAUUGUUAAAAAUUUCUGCAGACGAGGCUUGGUUACAAUUUCAACGUCAAGUGUCCACGACAUCGUAUUUCACUUUUAGGAGAGCUAAUAAUGCAAUUGCUACAUUAGAUUGUCUUAUUGCUCUUUCCGACGUGGCAAAAUCCGAAAAUUACGUUAGACCAACGUUCGUAGAUGAAGCUGGAGUAUUGAAUAUCUCACAAGGACGCCAUCCUGUUUUAAGUCGUAUACUCCAGCAAACUUCCAGCGCUGAAUAUAUCCCAAAUGACACAAAAUUGAAUACCGAUGGCGUCCGUUGUAUGAUUAUCACAGGACCUAAUAUGGGCGGAAAAUCCUGCCUGCUUUCACAAGUAGGAAUUCUAGUCGUCCUGGCUCAAAUUGGUUCUUUCGUUCCAGCAGUAGAGACAACUCUUAGUGUCUUCAAAUCCAUUUUUAUCAGAAUGGGACUGCAUGACGAAAUAUAUGCAGGAAGAAGUACCUUUUUUAUAGAAAUGAUGGAAACGUCCGCCAUUCUGAAGAGUUGUACUUCUCGCUCUUUGGUGAUUAUCGAUGAGCUCGGUCGAGGAACAGGAACACAUGACGGUAGUGCUAUUGCGUAUGCAGCUCUUAAAUACCUUGUGAAACAGACGAAAUGUAUCACGCUCUUUGUAACGCACUACCCAGUAAUUGUGCAAUUGGAGGACGAAUUCCCAGGUCACGUGGCUAAUUAUCACAUGGGUUAUAUUUUAGAGUCAGAGAAAGCCGACAAUGUGCAAGCUAAAUGCGAUGAGGAGGCCUUGGUUUUCCUAUAUACACUCACUCCCAGAAAUAGCCCUAAAAGUUUUGCAUUAAAUGUUGCCCGUCUUGCCGGAAUUCCGUCGUCCAUUACUGAUAGGGCCAAAUUGAAGUCGGAAUCAUUCUUUACUGUAGCGGAAUCACAGCGAACCAAAAUUGCGGAAUUCAAACGCAUAUUUUACAAAAAUCAUGAAUAAUCUUCUUGGUACCCUACAUAUUUAUUUUAUAUUUUUUCUUUUUCUCAUUUGUUGCAGUUGGCAGAUUUUCUUUAAAUUUGAUAUGCAAAGUGUAUGAAAAUAUUCCAAAACUGAUUAUACCAAGAUUACUCACCACAUGCGACCA